AUGUAUCCUUCAUCCUCGCCAUCCAACAAAUCUUUCAUGAGUUAUUACAGUCCAAAGAUGGGCUCAACUCCUCCUUCUCAUCUUUCCGCUCAUCACCAAUACCAUCACCAUUCUCAUCAUUCUCACCAUAGUCCUUCUUCUACCAACACAGCUUUGAGCAGCUUGUUGAAUUCAGCACAAGCAUUGUUGUCUCCUAACAGUAGUAAUACUCAAUUCAUGAGUCAACAACCUCAUCAUCAACCCUCUCAAGCUGUGAGUAGUGGUGUUUUAAAUCCGAGCACUACUAAAUUCGGACCUCACAUUUUUGAUAGCUACUUGGAAUUGCAAGAUGGUACAAGAUACUAUGGUAAGGCUUUUGGAGCUACCAAGUGCAUGAAUGAAAAGGAUACCAAUUGGGAUACAUCAUUCUCUGUAAGUGGUGAAUGUGUAUUUACCACUGCAAUGGUUGGGUAUCCAGAGUCUUUGACAGAUCCAUCGUAUCAAGGACAAAUAUUGGUGUUAACUUUUCCACUUGUGGGUAAUUAUGGAGCUCCUCCAUUCAAGAAAAAUCAAUUACCUUCUGCAGCUACUAUGAACAAUACUAUGGCCAAUGAAUAUGUUGAUGAUUUUGGUUUGUUACCUCGUUUAGAGAGUGACAGAAUUCAUAUUCGAGGAUUAAUUGUUCAAGAUUAUUCUCACAAUUAUUCUCAUUAUGAAGCUAUUUGUUCACUUCAUCGUUGGCUACAAGAAUAUAAUAUUCCAGGUAUUUAUCACGUUGAUACCAGAGCAAUCACAAAGAAAUUAAGAAAUGAACGCUCCAUGCUUGGCAGAAUUGUCACAGACAUUAAUGCUGCAGAUGAGAUGAUAAAGUUAUGUAAGGAACUUAACUGGUAUGAUCCAGGUGCAGAUCCAGACAUUAUUACACAAGUAACAUGUAAGGAAGUCAAAGUAUACGGGCAUGGAAAUACCUUUAAGGUUAUUGCAAUUGACUGCGGAAUGAAAUAUAACAUUAUUAGAGAGCUUGUGAAGAGAGACAUUGAAUUGAAGGUAGUUCCAUUCAAUUACAAUUGGGUUGAAGAAGUUGACCAUUUGGAUGGUCUAUUUAUUAGCAAUGGACCAGGUAAUCCAAACAAUUUUGUUUCUACAAUUGAGUAUUUAAAGGAUUAUAUUAGAAAAGCAUCAUCAAAGGAAUUACCAAUGAUCCCUAUAUUUGGAAUUUGUUUGGGUAACCAACUUGUUGGUAGAGCUGUUGGAGCAUCUGUUUACAAAUUACCAUUUGGUAAUCGUGGUCACAAUCAACCUGUAAUUGACCAAUUGACAAGAAAAUGUUUUAUAACCUCCCAAAAUCAUGGUUAUGCUGUUGAUAACUCCAGUCUACCCUACAACUUCAAACCAUACUUUAUUAACGCAAACGACAACAGUAACGAAGGAAUUUAUUGCACAAACAUGCCAAUUUUCACUUCACAAUUCCAUCCUGAAGCCAAAGGAGGUCCAGAGGACACCUUCUUCCUUUUCGACCAAUUUGUUGACUUGAUGAAAUUGAAAUGUAAUGGCAAAUUGUUAGAAAUUACCAACUUCGAGUCACACUACAGCAAGGUGUUUGUAAGACAUCAUAAGAAUAUGAGAACCAAAUUUAAUGAACUUUUGCAAUCUAUUGAGGAUACAUCAGACAUUAGCACACCAAUUUUCCAACAACAAGAAAUAUUGAUGAAGAAGAGUAUCUUCUCGGCUGAAUAUAAGAGAGAUCCGUCACAAAAACGAGAAAAAUCAAUUUCCAAGAAACCUCCUCUCCCAAAGAAAGUUAUUGUGCUUGGAAGUGGUGGUCUUCAAAUUGGACAAGCAGGUGAAUUUGAUUACAGUGGUUCACAAUGUAUUAAGGCCCUCAAAGAAGAGGGAAUCUUUACAAUUUUAAUUAACCCAAAUAUUGCUACAGUCCAGACAUCGAAGGAACUUGCUGAUAGAGUAUACUUCGGCCCAGUUACUCCAGAUUUUGUUGAAAAAGUUAUUGAAAAGGAAGCAGCAGAUGGAUUGUUACUCUCAUUCGGAGGUCAGACAGCACUAAAUUGUGGUGUUCAAUUGCACAAGAGUGGUGUGUUGGAAACAUUAGGAUGUAGAGUAUUAGGUACGCCAGUUCAAUCUAUUAUUGAUACCGAAGAUAGAGAUAUUUUCAAUCAAAAGAUGAGAGAAAUUGGCCAACCAGUUGCCGAUUCAUGUGCAUGUGACAAUGUCGAUGAAGCCAUUGUUAGUGCACACAAAAUUGGAUUCCCAGUGAUCGUGAGAGCUGCUUUCGCUUUGGGUGGUCUUGGUUCUGGUUUUGCAAAUGAUGAAAGAGAGUUAAGAGAAUUAGCUACUCAAGCAUUAAGCUCAUCUCCUCAAAUUCUUGUCGAAAAGAGUGUUAAAGGAUGGAAAGAGAUUGAAUAUGAAGUUGUAAGAGACUCUAACGACAAUUGCAUUACAGUUUGUAACAUGGAAAACUUUGAUCCUGUUGGCAUCCAUACUGGUGAGUCAAUUGUCGUUGCUCCUUCUCAAACUCUUAAUAAUGACGAAUAUCAUAUGCUCAGAACUGCAGCUAUUAAGGUGAUUAGACACUUGGGAAUUGUUGGAGAAUGUAAUAUUCAAUAUGCUCUCAAUCCUUACAGUAGAGAAUAUGUAAUCAUUGAAGUCAAUGCUCGUCUUAGUAGAAGCUCUGCCUUAGCAAGCAAAGCCACAGGAUAUCCUCUUGCUUUUGUUGCUGCGAAGCUCUCAUUGGGAAUGGAAUUAAUUGAUAUUAAGAAUUCAGUGACAAAGGAAACUACUGCAUGCUUUGAGCCAGCUCUUGACUAUUGUGUUGUUAAAAUGCCAAGAUGGGAUUUGAAAAAGUUUGUUCGUGUCUCUACUAACAUUGGAAGUGCAAUGAAGAGCGUUGGUGAAGUCAUGGCUAUUGGUCGUAAUUUUGAAGAAGCCAUUCAAAAAGCUAUUCGUAUGGUCAACACGAGUUAUAGAGGAUUUGAAACCACUGGAUCACUAUUUGAUUAUGAAAAGCUAUUGAAGACCAUUCCAAAUAACAUUAUUCAACCAAAUAGCAAUCCAUUUGCAAUUCCAACAGUGAUCAAUGCUAAGGAAGAGGUUAAACAAAGAGUAAUUAGAGAAUUGUUACAUCCAACAGAUCAAAGAAUUUUCGCAAUUGCUCUGGCCAUGGACUUGUUUGACAUGACCGUAGACCAAAUUCAUCAAUUCACACAAAUUGAUCGUUGGUUCUUGUACAAGCUCAAUAACAUUGUACAAACCAGAAAGGCACUCAAAGGAGUCGGCAAGUAUAUGCAAUCAACUGUUGACAUUCCAUACCCUCUCUUAAUUCUCUCAAAGCAGCAAGGUUUCUCAGAUUUGCAAAUAGCAUCUUACCUUCCAAACUCUGUGUUCCAAAACUUUGUUCCAGAUUCGUCUUUCCCUUACAAAUUAUCCUCAAAAGAUCAUUUAACAAAUAUUGAUAAGGAAUUGAUCGUUAGAUAUGUCAGAAAGUAUAUUCACAAGAUUCAACCAAUUGUUAAACAAAUUGACACCUUAGCAGCAGAGUAUCCUGCCCAAACAAAUUAUCUUUAUACAACCUAUAACGCUGGAAUCAACAGCAUUGCAUUACCUGAUGAGAAAUCCCAAAAUAAGUCCAAAUUUGUAUAUCCUGAUCAUCAUCUCCACCAUGAUGUGACAUUUAAUGAUAAGGGUGUUAUGGUUUUGGGAAGUGGAGUUUAUAGAAUUGGUAGCAGUGUAGAAUUUGAUUAUUGUGGUGUGAUGUGUAUUCGUGAGUUAAGAAGAUUAGGAUUUAAGACUGUCAUGAUCAAUUACAAUCCAGAAACUGUUUCUACUGAUUAUGACGAACCAGAUCGCCUCUAUUUUGAAGAACUGAGUCUUGAAAGAGUGAUGGAUAUUUAUGAACAAGAAUCAUGUUCUAGUGCUAUAAUUAGCGUUGGAGGUCAACAACCCAAUAACAUUGCUCUUCCUCUCGAUAAGCAAUGUAAUGUGAAUAUUCUUGGAACAAGUGCAGAUUCCAUUGACUCAUGUGAAGACAGAAACAAGUUCAGCAAACUUUUAGAUUCUCUUGUCGACAAUCGAGGAGAGAAACUUGUCUAUCAACCUGAGUGGGCUGCUCUAACUACUGUUGAAGAUGCUCUUUAUUUUGCCAACAAGGUUCAAUACCCAGUUUUGAUUAGACCAAGUUAUGUAUUGAGUGGUGCAGCUAUGAAUGUGGCGUACUCAGACACUGAAUUAUUACAACAAUUGUAUGAAGCUGCUGACGUUUCAAGCGAACAUCCUGUUGUUAUUUCCAAGUUCUAUGAAAACGCCAAAGAAAUUGAAAUUGAUGGUGUUGCUCAAAAUGGAUUUAUUAUCAUUGAUGCUAUCAGUGAGCAUGUAGAAAGAGCAGGAACUCAUAGUGGAGAUGCUACUUUAAUUUGUCCACCUUACAGCUUGAGUUUUGAUAUUCAAGAUCUUAUUAGAGAAAAGGCAGCUCUUAUUGCCAAAGCACUUAACAUUAGUGGUCCAUUCAAUAUGCAAUUCCUCUUUGAUAAUGAACUUCCACAUGACAGUGCGAACAAUACUCAACCAUCUUCAUGGAGUGACGAAGAGGAAGACCCACAAGAGGAAGCUCUCAAGUUAUAUAGAAGUUUAUCAAAGAGAUUGAGAGUUAUUGAAUGCAAUUUAAGAGCCUCAAGAUCAUUCCCAUUCGUAUCAAAGACUCUUGAUUUGGACUUUAUCGCCCUAGCAGCCAAAGUUUUCACAAAUACCUUCCUUUUACCAUCAAAUAUUGAGCAAAUGACAUCCAAACAGAAAGUACCAACUCAAAAUUAUUAUGAGCAAAUGAAUUUAUUGAAUGAAAUUGCUCAACUACGUUCCAAUAAUCAACAGCAACAAUCCUCUCCAAAUCACAAUGAGUUGAUUGAUAAAUACUCAAUGACCUAUGAAUCCAUUCAAAGAAAACGAUUCUGUAAAUCGUUCUACGGAUGUAAGACUCCAAUGUUUUCAUUCAAGAGAUUGGCUGAUUGUGAUCCAAAAUUGGGUGUAGAAAUGGCCAGUACUGGUGAAGUGGCAUGCUUUGGACAAACUGUCAGAGAUGCCUUCUUAAAGGGCAUGAGUAGUGCAUUCCCAAAUUUACCAACUUCAUUAGAUCAUCGUAGUAAGAGCGUGUUAAUUGCCUCAUUCCCUCACUCAACCAAGGCCAAUAUGGAGUUAAUUAACCAUUUACUUCAAUCUAUUUACAUUCUAUAUCAACAUUUACGAUACACUAUUUAUGUUUCACCCUACGUUGCUGAGAAAUUGUCUCAAAACUUACCCCAGCUCAAAUAUCACGUGCUACAGUUGCAGCAAUAUGUGCCGCUUGAUGAAAGAGGAAUUUGUCUUGCCAGCCAAUUGAAGUUAGACGAGGAGGCUGAGAUUUUGAAGAAGAUUGGCUCUGACAUUAGCAUGAUUGUUGACGUUCCAUUCCCAGACAACAACCAAAAGUUAAAGGAACAACAUUAUCUCAUCAGACGAAAAGCAAUCAAUUACGAUAGACAUUUAUUCAACAACUACGAAGUGUUUAACCUGUAUGUGAAAUGUUUAAAGGAUUUGAAAGACAAGAAGCAAAAUUUGGAUACAUUGAAUGUUAACCCAUACUCGCAUUACCUUGAACUUCAAGCUACAGACUUGAGACUUUGUUAA
Messenger RNA from Naegleria lovaniensis, 5649 nucleotides. RefSeq lists its product as uncharacterized. The transcript has a single exon. Gene Ontology annotation, molecular function: metal ion binding; carbamoyl-phosphate synthase (glutamine-hydrolyzing) activity; ATP binding. The record is from RefSeq and is a predicted model, not a curated record. Bases 1 to 5649 code for a protein of 1882 amino acids. NCBI's taxonomy places the organism in Eukaryota, Heterolobosea, Eutetramitea, Acrasida, Naegleriidae. Gene Ontology annotation, biological process: L-glutamine metabolic process; 'de novo' pyrimidine nucleobase biosynthetic process. Gene Ontology annotation, cellular component: cytoplasm.